Misgurnus anguillicaudatus (oriental weatherfish) is the source of this 3289-nucleotide messenger RNA. RefSeq names its product zinc finger protein 668 (gene znf668). Gene Ontology annotation, biological process: regulation of gene expression. Gene Ontology annotation, cellular component: nucleus. Lineage: Eukaryota; Metazoa; Chordata; Actinopteri; Cypriniformes; Cobitidae. The record is from RefSeq and is a predicted model, not a curated record.
UGAAGUCAUGACGGCACAUCUCAACGCGCGCUGGAUAAUUUCGUCAUGGUCCUAAAGCCGCCUACUCUUGUCUGCGACUGAACGAUUAAUUCAUAUUCAAAGAUAUUAAGGGGACAACCGUCCGAGCUACGAGCAAAUAAAGCAGCAUCAGGAUGGCCUCACCCCAACCAGGCAGCCCUCCAUCGACAGAGCAUUAUACACCACCACCUUCUGAGACAGAGCCAAGCAAAGAUCAAGAGAACUUAUCUGAACAACCAACAAGAAAAAGAGGCAAAGGACGGCCUGCAAAAACUCUGCACACUUUUAAAUGCUCAACCUGUCAGGAUGCCUUUGGCAGCCCAUCAACUCUGCAGAGUCACAAGCUAUCAGUGCAUGGUAAAGACAAACAGCAGCAAUACAGCUGUGGUAAAUGCACUAAGACUUUUUCCAGCCGUGCACAGCUUUCCAAGCAUCAGCGCUCCCAUUCUGUUCAGCGUCCAUUCCAGUGCCCGCAAUGUCAUAAGGCUUAUAAGACAGCGAUAGAGUUACGCAACCACGGCCGUUCGCACUCAGGCGAAAGGCCUUUUGUUUGUACUGACUGUGGCAAGGCAUUUAUGCAGGCUAUUUGCCUGCGCAUCCACAUGACGCAGCACAGCGGCGAGAGGCCGUACUCCUGCCCUCAUUGCUCUAAGAGCUACCCCACGUUAUCUAAGCUGAAAGUGCAUCAACGGACACACACUGGUGAGAAGCCUUACUUUUGUGCAGAAUGUGGCAAGAGUUUUGCUGACCCGUCGGUAUACCGUAAGCACAGGCGUAAUCACCAAGGUCACCGCCCGUAUUCUUGUGAUCAGUGUGGUAAAACAUACACAGAACUGAAGGACUUGAAGAACCAUGAGCGUUCACAUACGGGGGAGAAGCCUUACCUGUGCUCCGACUGUGGCAAAGCCUUCUCCCGGUCGUCAUCUUUAGCGUGCCACUUGCGAAUUCACUCUAAAAGCAAGCCAUACCAGUGUGAACAGUGUGGGAAAGGUUUUACUCAGCUCUCUUCUUACCAGUCUCACCUUCGUACACACUCGGGUGAAAAGCCCUUUCUAUGUCCACAGUGUGGCAAGAUGUUUUCAGAUCCCUCUAGUUUCCGACGACACCAGAGGGCACAUCAAGGAUACAAGCCGUACCCGUGCGAUAAGUGCACGAAAAGGUUUCGUCAGCCGGCUGACCUUGCGGUGCAUCAGCGCGUGCAUUCCGGUCAACGGCCCUACAAAUGCCAAAGCUGUGAUAAAGCUUUCGUAGCUUCCUGGGAUCUGCGGCGGCAUAUGCUGGUUCACACCGGUCUGCGGCCUUUCUCUUGCACGGAGUGUGGCAAGUCCUUUGCAGAACGCUCCAGUCUGAACAAACACAGGAGGGUGCAUUCGGGUGAGCGUCCCUUCAAAUGCCAGCUGUGUUUCAAGUCAUUUGUUGUUUCUUCUAGUUUGCGCAAACAUGAGAAGACGCACUUAGCUGAAAGGCCCUUGGAGGACCAACCUGCUCCAGAAUCUUCUCAAGUGUUCCCCACCACUCUACCCCAGUUCUCCUGCUCUCACUGUGAUAUGAUAUUUGGGACAUGGGAGGAGGUGCAGGCCCAUACCACCCUUCACACAAUCUCUCCCCCAGCUGAUUCUACAGUGUCGGCUUUACCUGUGGGUCCACACGUUUGUGUGACCUGCCAGGCGGAGUUUGUUCAGCUGGCUGAUCUGCAGGCUCAUGAGAAAAUGCACCCUAAGCCACGACCCCACGUCUGUGACAAUUGUGGUAAAGCUUUCCUGAAUAAAGCCGGCCUUCGUAAACAUCAGCGCAUCCACUCUAACAGUCGUCCCCAUUGCUGUGGUGUUUGUGGCAAGGCCUUUCUCUUUGCCGCCUACCUUCGCAAACAUUUACGCACUCACCGUGACACAGAGUCCACAGCCUCCCUGCCACAGACGGACAUUGUACAUAGCCAACCCCUCCCAUCUCCACCAAGCACUACAUCACCUGAGUCAACUUCUAUUUCUGUGUUCCUGUGACCGUAUCAGCAUCGGCAUUCCAGACAAUUCCAACCCAUGUAUAUAUGGACAAGGACGAGGGACAUUUUUGUAAUUAAGAAUUCUGAAAAAUGUUAAAAUAUCAUUUUAAAAUUUGACAAAAAUGUCUCCGUGCAUUAACAUUAAAAUUGACUUAAUUUGCCCUGUGAUUGAAGUUAUCUUUUGUUAAAGUUUAUUUAUCUUGUGCCAAGAUUGCCAAGCUUUUUUAAGGUGUCUUAUUAAAGUGCAGAGAUUUUUUUGUAUUGUAUCAUAAGCACAGGUGUAACCUGAUUCAUGUUAUAAUGUAGGCUAUACACUUUCAAUGAGUGUAAUAUUUGAAUGAGUGUUUACUGAGGAGAUUACUUCAUCAAUAAAAAUCAAUAAAAAAAUUCUCACAGCUGACUAUAAAAAUUAUAUUUUUUAAAGUAUGUAAAUGCGGUUUUAAAUGCUUUGUCGAAGCACCAAACCAUAUAGAGAUUAAUUUUUCAUUAUGCUUUAUGUUUGCAUAAUACAAAGUUAAACUGUAUCACCCCUGCUAAAAAACAAUAGACACCAUCACAGAAAUUCUAUUGGUUUUAUUGGGAGUUUUAUUGGUUUUAAUGGAAUAUGGCCCAAAACACACUACAGUGUAACGUUAUUGGUCUUUGUUGGUCUCUAAUGGUAUGUACUGGUUCUAAUGGAAUAUGGCCCAAAACACACUACAGUGUAGUGGUUUUAAUGGUAAAAGCUAAUGGUUCCUAUUGGUAUUUUAAUGGUAACCAUUAGAAUUUUCUGCAAUGGUUUUAUUGUUUUGUUUUUCAGCAGGAACUGAACUAUAUAUUUUCCAAAAAAUUAUUCAGGUCCUUCAUAGAACUGACGCAUUUAAACAUUGAUGACAUUUUUUAAAUGUAUUGACAAUUAAGUAUUAAUGUCUAACGUGUGUCUAACAUAAAAAUGUAAAGUAUGUGUUGGAAUUACUGUAGCCGUAUGCGCAUGCGCGUAACAAGCUCAAACACCGCGCGCCCAGGUGUUUGGCCGCAUUUUCCUCAUUUCCUCAUUUAGUAGAUUGGAUCUACUGUAUGCGGCGCUUGCUGUUGUUGUUGUUGCAGUCUUCUUUCUUUUAAAUGUGGCAGCCCUACAGAUACAUCAAUUAGGGUUCAGUUAAGAGUGGAGCAAAAAAGUGGGAGAAACCAUACUGAUGACGCUUAGACUUUUGCAGAACUUAUACAAUGAAAAGCUCAGAAUGACAUCAGUGCUGGACAAACACACAAGUCCACCAACGCCCUAAGAAACGG